GCUGACCGCUGAAAUUCAAAAUAAAGUUCUCCAGCUGAAGAUGCGAAUGGCGUAAUUUACAAACAAAUGCCAAUGAUUUUAAAUUUCAUUCAUGUAUGACAAAGAUAAACAAUGGACAAUAAUAAAAGAAAAGCACUGAUUGAAUGGGUUAAUUCAUUAGUUCCAAGUAAUUCUAUCAGAUCAGUUUUAGAUUUACAAGAUGGAAAAGCUUUUAUACAACUUUUACAGCUAUCAGAUGAAUGUUUAGUUCCAGAAGCACCACAGACAGCUCAACAAAGAUUAGAUUUGGUAAAACAGUAUUUAGAAGGAUUUUAUUCAGUGUCACUACUGCCUGGAAGUACUCUCCUAGACUUCAAGCUUAUUGUUCAGGACAGUGUUAACAGAAAAGACAAAGAAUGGGAACUUGGAAAGAUAUUAUUAGCAUUGUUAGAAGCAUGUGUACUAGAGAAGAAGAACAAUACAUUUGUAACCACGGCAACAAGUCUCCCGGAAUUAGUACAGAUGGAGAUUAUGCAAAUGUUACAGCCAUUGAUCAUCAAUGCUCAAGACGUUGGUAACCACUUGACUGAAGACUUUGCUGAUAUUCUUACUAAAACUACAGUUACCCAAGGCAACAUGAGUCGAGUGACGUCAACACCAAAUGUGGACCAUUCUUUCAGCUUUAGUAGAUUUUCAAAUCAUGGUACUGGUUAUAAAUGUAUUUUCAAGGUUAAAGUAGUUGUAUUGUCAGUUCAUAGGGUUCACUUGGGAUACUAA
Mytilus californianus (California mussel) is the source of this 756-nucleotide messenger RNA. RefSeq lists its product as uncharacterized. Lineage: Eukaryota; Metazoa; Mollusca; Bivalvia; Mytilida; Mytilidae. The coding region runs from base 112 to 756 and encodes 214 amino acids. The transcript is spliced from 8 exons. The record is from RefSeq and is a predicted model, not a curated record.